GUGAUGCCAGGGUCUAGGGCCAGGUGCGAACAUCUUUGUCUUUAAGGACCAACACCAGGUACCACCUGGGGACACAUGCCGCCUCUUUGCCCAGAUGUUUGACCCACAGCAGGAGAAGGCAGCUGCCUGCGGGUUAGUCGUGAAUGGACCCAGCCUGGGACAGUUCCCGGGGGCCUCGGCUGAGCACGAGCACGGCCAGCAUCCGAGUACGGGAGCUGAGCUGGCAGGGCCUGCGCAACCCCUGCCCGCAAAGCAAGGGCCCGGGCAGCCACGGGGGCAGCCGCAGAGAGCAGCUGGUGGAGCAUCACCUGUCCCCUGCCCGACUGCAGGCCCUGGCCCGGGUGGACGACCUGCAGCUGGUGCGGGUGCUGGAGAUGUGCGUGGACACCCGUGAGGGCAGCCUGGGGAACUUCGGGGUGCACCUGCCCAACCUGAACCAGCUGAAGCUGAACGGCAGCCUCCUGGGCUCCCUCAGAGACCUGGGCACCUCUCUGGGCCACCUGCAGGUGCUAUGGCUGGCUCGCUGCGGUCUGAAUGACCUGGAUGGCAUCGGCUCCUUCCCAGCACUGAAGGAACUCUACGUCUCCUACAACGACAUCUCCGACCUAAGCCCGCUGUGCCUGCUGGAGCAGCUGGAGGUGCUGGACCUGGAGGGCAACAGUGUGGAGGACCUGGGGCAGGUGCGCUACCUGCAGCUGUGCCCACGGCUGGCCACGCUCACCCUAGAGGGGAACCUGGUGUGCCUGCGGCCGGCUCCUGACCCCUCCAACAAGGCGCCCAGGGACUAUAACUACAGGGCAGAGGUGAAGAAGCUUGUGCCCCAGCUGCAGGUGCUAGACGAGGUGCCAGCCACGCACCCAGGCCCGCCUGCCGCCCUGACGCUGACCCAGGACUGGCUCAUGGUGAAGGAGGCCAUCCAGAAGGGCAGCGUCCUCCCCUGGCUGGAUUGUCUCCAUGGAGCCCCCAUGCAGAGACUCGACCCCGAGCUGUCCCUGCCUGAGACCCAGCCCCGGGCCCCCGGGCCCUGGCCCUUCUCCCUGCUGGUCCCUGGGGGCCCCUUGCGUCGAGGUCUGCUUCCUGAGGACCCAGCGCCGGCAGACAGCGCCAGCAAACUCACUCAUGGUGCUGGCCAAGUCCUCUGCGGGAACCCCACCAAAGGCCUGCGGGAGCGUAGGCACCAGUGCCAGGCCUGGGUGCCCCCGGAGCAGCUGCCCCCGCACAGGCCAGGAGAUCUGGCCACUAGCACCUCUACCUUAGAGCCUGACCCUGCAGACAGCUGUGACCUUCUGGACUUGGCCAGGCUUCGGGCCUGGCGGGAGCUGGGCCUAGGGCACCCGGGGUCCCAGCAGGAAGGGGCUUCAGCCCCCUGGGGCCCACGAAGGGCCCCUGAAGAGCAAGACGACCAGGCUGAGCCCAAGACUCCCCAGAGCCCCCAGAGCCUGGCCUCAGGGCCUUCCAGGACCUUGAGCUUCCACCUGACUCCUUCUCCGCCCAAAUGCCCAGUGCCACCUGAUUCAGGUAGCAGCUCCCCCUGGAGGUCUGCAGACCUGUUCAGGGGGCGUCAGCUCAGAGCCCCGGACAGCCUAGGGCCUGGCCUGGGCCACGGGGUGGCUGCGGUGACUGCCCUGAGAGCCCUGGAGGUGGCCUCAGGCCUGAGCCCUGGAGCCCAGCGAUGUCCAGGCCCAAAGCCAGCACCGGAUCCAGCAGCAAGACCCCCAGGCCUCCAGUGCCGGCGGCACCUGAACCCUGUUGCUCAAUCUCACCCUUAGCAUCCACCCCGCCCUCACUGCCAAGCGUGCCUGGACUGGGGCCAAGGAGCCCCCCAUGAGGUCCUGUGGCCCCACACACCAGAGCAUCUGGGCAUGUUGGGGGGUAGGAGGUGGGCCUGGGCCAGGCCCUGGAGAGGGCCCCAGGGGAGUGGAGUCUUGGGAGCAGCCAGGGGGCCAGAGGCCAGAGCCCAGGUUAGGGCCCAGGCUUGGCUUUACCCUGGGUAGGGAGGGUCCAAUCCCCACCCUUUCAUGGGGCCAGGAUUUCCCAGGAGGACUGGCUGGGGCCCAGUCCUGAGACCUCCCCUGCUGGGGCUGGGCCAGGGCCCAGGUGGCCGGAGCUGGGGCUGGGAGUCCAUCCUCUGCUCGAGGGCCCUCCAGU
Messenger RNA from Propithecus coquereli (Coquerel's sifaka), 2148 nucleotides. RefSeq names its product leucine rich repeat containing 56 (gene LRRC56). Lineage: Eukaryota; Metazoa; Chordata; Mammalia; Primates; Indriidae. The record is from RefSeq and is a predicted model, not a curated record. The transcript has 13 exons. Bases 144 to 1769 code for a protein of 541 amino acids. Gene Ontology annotation, molecular function: protein binding.